Messenger RNA from Exophiala spinifera, 3483 nucleotides. Its product is annotated as translation initiation factor IF-2. NCBI's taxonomy places the organism in Eukaryota, Fungi, Ascomycota, Eurotiomycetes, Chaetothyriales, Herpotrichiellaceae. Gene Ontology annotation, biological process: translational initiation. The record is from RefSeq and is a predicted model, not a curated record. Gene Ontology annotation, molecular function: translation initiation factor activity; GTP binding; GTPase activity. The coding region runs from base 1 to 3483 and encodes 1160 amino acids. The transcript has 3 exons.
AUGGCACGGCCAACGCCGUCUGGCCGUAAUUGGCUGCGUGCAAUCAUCCCCACUGGGCUCCGGCGCCUGCGCUGGCCCGGCAAAAAAAGUAUCGAGACGAGGAUUAGAUCCAUGUUGCUAGAGAUCAGACCAUACAAAUUCCCAGCCCUCGAAAUCGAGCUGUUGAACGUUUUGAACGUUGGCAGAUUUGGUUGCAGUAUGCGAAGAGUUGUAUCGCCCAAGCUACUGCAUCGAAGGGAGAUAUGCCUCUUCUGCGCCUUCAAGCAUACUCUUGAGUUACGGGGAGCAGCAUCCCUACGGCCUCAACAUCGAACGUAUAGAUCUAGUGCACCGUACCUGCGUCCAGCCGGAGCUGCAGCUGCUCGUGUGGAAGAUUUUGAGGAUGACUUUUCACAACAUACUCCCUCCCGAGAGUUGCUAGGCUGGAGAUGCCGCUGUAAUCAUGUCAAUGCGCCUCGAAGAUCAGAGUGUACCAUAUGUACCAGCCCUCGGCCGCCAAAAGCUGAACUCGUCUACAAGGGGACAGCGCCGUCUUCGCCUUCUCCUCAGCCUACAUUAUCGGCCGCAGCGCAAGUGGCAACUACUCUUCCUUCUAGGUCCCCAUCCCAGAGCCCAUCUCCCUCGUCCGAUUCUCGAAAGACCGAUACUUCUCAGCCACGAUAUCCUCCCGGCCCGAAAGGCCGGUAUCCCUCUAGGACACCGUUCGACUCCCAGCGGCCGUCCCGUUCUAGUGCCAUUCUCGAUCAAGUCUCUUCAGACUUCGGACAACAAGGGCCUCCAAUAAGAUUCGGAAGACAUGGUGGGCCGAAACAACGAAGCAACGGCGACUCUGAUACUCAAACAUCGCUCACAGGUACCGAAAGUGGGUUCAAGAUCAGGAAGCUUGCAGUGAACGGUCCUCCUGCACCUGAUGGCUCCGUUGAUCAAGACGCCCUUCAAUCUGGAGAUCGGAGUCGCUCAUUUCGGCCCUUUUCCGGCAGAAAUGAUCUACCUGGUAGGAGACACGCAAGUCAGGAGCGAUCGCAAUCCCAGAGCACUGCCCCAGAUCCACUGUCUCAUUCCAGAAUUGGUGCAGCGCUCAAACCCAUGAAUCGGUCUAGAUAUGAUGAUCGAGGGUCAGCGGCUGAGAGGACCUCAAAUCAGCUGAAUCCACGCGAACCUCGAUGGAGAUCUCAAGCACACGAUCGCUCGACCCAGGAUCGAAAGGCAACUAAGCAGCCUGGUCGUCAUCCUUCCCGACAUCAUGACAGUGGAAGUAUACCUCAAACAACAAGCCCCCGGUCGCCUGUUAGCUCCGAUGUUGAAAUAGAAGAAGUUGAUGACGUCGGAGGAGCCACACCCACUCUAGAAACAGAGGACGACUGGUCUGACAGGAGAAAGAAGGCUGACAAGGACCGUGGGCGAAGAAGCAGGAUAUUUGACGUGGAAGAGGACAACCCUGACUAUACAUCACGGACUGCCAAAGUUUCUUCCGGCAAGAGGAGAAGUGCCUACAGGGGUAGUAGGCCUGAAUUCGACCCUGAUAUGGUGGAGGAUAUUUUGGAUGAACAGAAACGGAAGAAGAAAUCCAAAAGAUCUAAAAUGGAAGCUGUGGAGCAAAAGCGACCCGAGAUUCAGAUACCGGAGUUCAUCAGCGUGGAAAAAUUGGCUCAAGGGUUAAAGGUUCGGCUAGCAGACUUCAUCGAUAAGCUCGAGGAAGAAGGGUUUGAAGGAGCCCGAUAUGAUCAUGUCCUGGACUCGGGCACGUCUGCAAUGUUUGCAGAGAUCUAUGGCUUCGAGCCCAUUAUCGAUACCAUCGACGAAACUAGGGAUCUGGUCCCUCGACCACCCCCUGAAGAUCCUUCAGUACUACCACCUCGACCGCCAAUUGUCACAAUUAUGGGCCACGUUGAUCAUGGAAAGACCACCAUUCUAGACUAUUUCAGAAAUUCGAGUGUGGUAGCUUCGGAACAUGGUGGCAUCACCCAGCAUAUUGGAGCAUUCUCGGUUGUGAUGCCGGGUUCAGAACGAAAUAUCACAUUUCUCGACACCCCGGGUCACGCCGCGUUCUUGGACAUGCGUCGACGGGGUGCCAAUGUCACUGAUAUUGUGGUCCUAGUCGUCGCAGCGGACGAUAGCGUCAAGGCGCAGACGAUUGAAGCAAUCAAGCAUGCGUUGGAAGCAAACGUUCAAAUAAUCGUGGCCAUCAACAAGAUUGACAAAGACGACGCCGAUAUCGAACGGGUUAAACGAGAUCUUUCUCAGCAUGACAUUGUGGUGGAGGACUAUGGUGGCGAUUUUCAAGUGGUCCCUGUCAGCGGAAAAACGGGCCAAGGCAUGGCAGACCUGGAAGAAGCAAUCUUGACGCUGGCGGACGUGUACGAUUUCAGAGCCGAAACCGAUGGGCAAGCGGAAGGUUGGAUCAUUGAAUCUAAAGUCGGCGAAUCUGGUCGCGUGGCGACUGUCUUGGUCCGACGUGGUACACUGAGACCGGGCGACUUCAUUGUCGCAGGCAACACUUGGGCUCGAGUUCGCACCUUACGCAAUGAUGCUGGCGCGCUGAUUCAAGAGGCUGCUCCAGGAACCCCUGUUCAGAUUGAUGGUUGGCGAGGCGAAGACCCUAUGGCGGGCUCAGAAGUACUCCAGGCUGCAGAUGAGCAGCAAGCCAAAGACGCGGUUGCCGUUCGCCAGGAGCGAGAAGAGUCGGUCCGUACCAUUAGCGACCUGUCCGCUAUCAACAGUGCUCGGACAGAAGAGGCCGAGAGUCGAGCUAAGGUGCUCGAGUGGGAACGAGAACAAGGCUACAUGAAGAUGAAAGCAAACCGACGACCCAAAGACAACGAAGGCUGGGUUGAGAAAGAGUCUCUCGGACCACGACAAGUGCAUUUCCUCAUCAAGGCCGAUGUUGCUGGAAGCACGGAGGCUCUUGUCUCUGCUGUCAGUACUAUUGGCAACAAGGAAGUUGUCGCAAAUGUUGUCCACAGUGGCACUGGCGAGUUGACUGAAUCUGACAUCAAGCUUCUUGCUGCUACGGGGGAGGUUGGCUAUGCCAUCACGUUCAAUCAGCGCGUGGACACCGGCAUUCGACGUCUUGCAGAGGCCGCUAAUGUUCAGAUCCUGGAUCACAACAUCAUCUACAAAGUAACCGACGUCGUUGCGGAGAAACUAGCCGAGCAACUUCCGCCCAUCAUCACCCACAAGGUCCUUGGAGAGGCAGAGGUGGGCGACAUUUUUGAGAUCACAGUCAAGAAGGCCAAAGUGAAAAUUGCAGGAUGCCGAGUGACCAACGGAACCAUUCGCCGCUCGGAAAAGAUCCGAGUUCUUAGGGACGGCGAAGUGGUCUACACAGGCACUCUUAACUCCUUCAAGAACAUCAAGAAAGACGUGACAGAGAUGCGUAAAGGCUCCGAGUGUGGUAUGGGCUUCGAGAACUGGGACAGCUUCGAAGUCGGCGACCAAAUCCAGUCAUUCGAGGAAAUCCAUGAAAAGCGGAGCCUGUAUUGA